Molecule: messenger RNA, 493 nt
Organism: Neohortaea acidophila
Lineage: Eukaryota; Fungi; Ascomycota; Dothideomycetes; Mycosphaerellales; Teratosphaeriaceae
Exons: 1
Coding region: 110-370 (86 amino acids)
Source: RefSeq, a predicted model, not a curated record
ACCUGCAGAAGGCUUGGGGCUGAGGAGACGCAUCAUCAGCCAAGAGCUGGCAGAGGAGUCAGUCUGGGGUUGUAAGGAAGACGUCAGGCCAUUGGCGCCGAGCCCGACCAUGCAAGCCGUAAAGCUUAAUCGAACCAGCAAUGCAUUGAACUCCUUGUAUUGUUCGGUGCACAGUGCGAUGAAGAACACGAUGCAAGCUGAUGAUGAAUGCAGCGAGGAGAGCACAAGAAGCAGGGGCCAAAUGGAAAUGUCACGUGCGGCAGCCUUCCAUCAUCCCGCCGUCCACCCCUCAUCAACCACAUCCGUGUCGAACCACCCCGUGCCGCUAGCGAAAACGGACACGGGCAUGCCGCGGACAUGUUUGGUCUGACCCCUGGAUAUCCGUGAAGGUUUCGAGCUUGUUCACGCUCCCACCCCGGAACUCGACGAGAGUGGAGUAUAGAGGCGGCGAAAGCACGGCUAGGAGAGUCGCCAACCAUGGCUCGGCAAUAAA